Molecule: messenger RNA, 3523 nt
Organism: Vicugna pacos (alpaca)
Lineage: Eukaryota; Metazoa; Chordata; Mammalia; Artiodactyla; Camelidae
Gene: TXK
Product: TXK tyrosine kinase
Biological process (GO): protein phosphorylation
Molecular function (GO): ATP binding; protein binding; protein tyrosine kinase activity
Source: RefSeq, a predicted model, not a curated record
UCAUCUAUCCAAUGUCAUGGACUCAUGAUUUCUAAUGGUUGAGAAUGAUCUGCUUUUCAGAUAAUACCAUCCAGUCAAUUUUCUGUUGCUGCUGUUGCUGUUCCGUGCAGAAGCGACAAGUGAGGACACAAAUAAGCCUGAGCAAGGAUGAAGAACUUUCCGAAAAAUACACGGAACAUCGCAGACCGUGGUUCAGUGGAUUGCCAAGUAAGAAGCAAUCCAACAGUGGCCGUGUGCAACCAUCAAAACGCAAGCCGCUGCCUCCCCUCCCGCCAUCUGAGGUUGCUGAAGAGAGGAUCCAAGUCAAGGCACUGUAUGAUUAUCUGCCCAGAGAGCCCUAUGAUUUAGCGUUAAAGAGAGCAGAGGAGUACCUGAUACUGGAGAAGUAUAAUCCUCACUGGUGGAAGGCCAGAGACCGCCUGGGGAAUGAAGGCUUAAUUCCAAGCAACUAUGUGACUGAAAACAAACCAACUAAUUUAGAAAUAUAUGAGUGGUACCAUAAAAAUAUUACCAGAAAUCAGGCAGAACGUCUUUUGAGACAAGAGUCUAAAGAAGGUGCAUUUAUUGUCAGAGAUUCAAGACAUUUGGGAUCCUACACCAUUUCUGUGUUUAUAAAGGCUAGGAGAAGCAUGGAGGCCACCAUCAAACAUUAUCAGAUUAAAAGGAAUGACUCUGAGCAGUGGUACGUGGCUGAAAGGCACCUCUUUCAAUCAGUCCCUGAGCUGGUCUGGUAUCACCAACACAACGCAGCUGGGCUCAUGUCCCGUCUCCGCUACCCCGUUGGGCUGAUGGGCAGCUGUUUGCCAGCCACAGCUGGUUUUAGCUACGAAAAGUGGGAGAUAGACCCGUCUGAGUUGGCUUUUGUAAAGGAGAUUGGAAGCGGUCAGUUUGGGGUGGUCCAUUUAGGCAAAUGGCGAGCACAUGUCCAGGUAGCUAUCAAGGCCAUCAACGAAGGCUCCAUGUCUGAAGAGGAUUUCAUUGAAGAGGCUAAAGUGAUGAUGAAAUUAUCUCAUUCACGGCUUGUUCAGCUUUAUGGAGUAUGUAUACAGCGGAAGCCCCUGUAUAUUGUGACAGAGUUUAUGGAAAAUGGCUGCCUGCUUGACUAUCUCAGAGAGAGAAAAGGAAAGCUUAGGAAGGAGAUGCUGCUGAGUAUGUGCCAAGAUAUCUGUGAAGGGAUGGAGUAUCUGGAGAGGAACUGCUUUAUUCACAGGGAUUUAGCGGCGAGGAACUGCUUGGUCAGUUCUACAAGCAUAGUAAAAAUUUCAGACUUUGGAAUGACAAGGUACGUUUUGGAUGAUGAAUAUAUCAGUUCUUCUGGAGCCAAGUUCCCAAUCAAGUGGUCCCCUCCUGAAGUUUUCCAUUUCAACAAGUAUAGCAGCAAAUCUGACGUCUGGUCAUUUGGAGUUUUGAUGUGGGAAGUUUUUACAGAAGGAAAAAUGCCUUUUGAAAAUAAGUCAAAUUUGCAAGUGGUAGAAGCUAUUUCUAAAGGCUUCAGGCUCUACCGCCCUCACCUGGCACCCAUGUCCCUGUAUGAAGUCAUGUACAGCUGCUGGCAUGAGAAACCUGCAGGCCGCCCGACGUUUGCUGAGCUGCUGCGGGUGCUCACAGAGAUCGCGGAAACCUGGUGACCUGGACGGAAUGCCGACCCAGGGCGUCGUCCGGCAAGACUGUCACACAGGGAAACCCUGUGUGUGGGUGGCUAAUGGUGAAUGUUUUCCUUUAGACGCACUGACUCUCGGAAACAGCGCAAAGAUCAUAGACUUUUCAAACUUUUUAAAGUUUAAGCAUAUUCUGACAAUUUUUCUACAUGCGUAUUUGACAGAGACUUCGAAGCUCUGAUUUUUCUGUAAUAUUCUUUGCGUCUGAAGGAAGGAAAAAUACUCCAUAGCGGCCUUCAAACUGGCUACUCUUCCUGAAAACAGCCCCGAGGCCCCCUGAGGGCACGUGAACACCUCAUCCUUUACUGAGGAAGGGUCUGAGGACAUUUCUUUCCUGAAGAAGAGUGACAUUCUUUCCUUUGAUGGCCCAUGCACAGAAGAUGAAAAUAAAGUCUUCCAACUCCUGGAAUGAAGGAGCAGCCCCUGCAGAAUGUCAUGCUUUUGAGCUGUACGGAGUUUCAUGAAAAAUGCACCUUUGCCAACCACGUGAAUGUGAGCCUUCUGGAACUCCCCCAUAACCUUCCCUGUGUUAUUUAGCAGAUUGUUUUUGCAUGUUUCUGAUUAUCUGGGGGACAGUCUCCUGUGUUCCAGGAUUGAGCAUGGUUAUAGGAGAGAGUUCUUCUUUGAGUGGGUCCUGGUGACAUUUCUAUUUCCAGCGAUGUCCAUUGUCUGCAGCAAUUCAGAACUGGAAUCUUAGUUCUGAGAUUUCACACUUUGUAUGUGUGAAGUUGGACCAUUAAAGAAGUCUCAUUUUGUCAUAGAAAGUGCCUCUAGUACCCUUCUAGAGGAUGACUUGUUUUUCCCACGAGAGCAAGAGGAGACAAAAACAAGAUACCCAAAUGUUACAUUAAGUUCCAUUAUUUUUGAAGUUCAGGGUUUUGGACUCAAGAUGGAACAAUCAGUCAUCAGAAGUAAAUCUUAACUUCUCGUGCACCGUAUGUGGGAAUGAUUGGAAAUUGAGCUUUGCUGUCCUGAGUGCUUCAGAAGUACACAGGGAGAAGGGUGCGACAGAAGGCACCAGUCAUUACCGUGAGGGUUAACGACAGGAGCCUCUUAUUCGUGUGCUGUCCCACCCGGCACCGUGGUUCUGGGGGAACGUGCUUUAUGAGUUUCGUGAGAUUCUAAGUUACUGGCUGUCCACAGUUGUGACUUUUAAAUCACAUUUGCCCACUCCAGGAAUGAUCCAUUAGAACAUCAGUGGUCCUCAGUCAAUGUGCAUUGAACUAAUGAGCAGCAGGCACAAGAAUUAUCAACCUUGAUAAUGUAAGUGGUGCUGUCAGAAAUAUUUGUGUGAGUUACUGUGCUGUUGCUGAAACUACCACACCCCACUUCCCUUACGAUCCUGCUGUGGGGAGGUGAGACAGAGGCUACUACUGAGACGCUGGCUCAAGGAGGAUGUGUGAAAGUCUAGCUCAGGAAGGCAUGAGACAAUUUAUCAGCAAAAGCUGAGGGAGGGGAGGUUAAUGUUAGGACAUAGGAAAUAAAGUCUUACCAAUAUAUGCAAGCAGGUAUCUAUCCUUAGACGUCCACACUCCCCCCACCAACCCCCCAAAAGCCCCAAACCCAAAUACUGAAAAGAUAGGACUGACUAUGGAGCAUCCUCCAUCCCUCUAGUGCAGGAAGCCAGUACAGAGCAAAGAGUAAUUCCUGGGGCAUCACGUGGCAGCAGCUGGCGCUUCUAAGAGUAUAUAUUGUUGGUGGCAAGGAAGUUCUAUUCCUUUUAUAUUAACAAUUCAGGAAAUUUUGAGAUACCCAACUAGGAAAGGAAUGCCUGGUUGUCACAUAGCUAACUGAGACUCCAAAUAAUGUGUGAAUGUGGAAUGUCUUCAGACAGAGAUUCAGCAUUCUCUGUCCAGCAAAAGAAA